ACGAAACUUUUCUGACCACACUAAUUGAAGUGUCAGGUGGCAUUGACACCGUCACUUCUGCGGCUUUGAAGUAUAUCAAGAGCAUACGGUCGAUGGCUAGGGAUCCUGAUGAAGCGGCUUUCAAGCUCAAGCUGCUUGUACCAAUGUUGGCGUGCUGUGUUACAUUUAUCUUAUCGUCGAGCAUGCAAAAUCCUGCGAUACGAGAAUCAUACAUCCUCCGGCGAGGGAAGUUGGACGUCGAUCCAUCGCUCAACUUCUAUAUACCUCGCCUCUCUCCUUGAAAGUGCCGACGACCCUGUUUCAGCACUCCAUCAAGCCCUUUGCGCAAGCGCCCUCGAAACCAUAGUGGAUAUAAGUCAUUCCGGAUGCAUGGAGGAUGAGGACCCGGCAGAUCUUUUUAACAUCACCGAGGCAUUUUUUUGGAUCUUAUAUAAAUACAUUCCUCACGACAAAAUACUGUCUUACGUCUCUAAACAUGUGGACGCCUGGUCUGAUGAUCUCGGCCCAACCGUGAGACAAAACAAACGCCUCUGGGAUGUCUGGUACAAAGUGGAGCAGACAAUACGGUCGUAUGGGGCACUUAGGUCCUGGGCAGAAACGACAUGGUGGCCAUCACCAAGUGAAAAGGGCUGUUUUCUACAAUGUUCCUGCGGUCGUAAUGCGGAACUUGAAGACAUUCGUCUCAGGCAAUGUGCGGGAUGUCAGGUUGUACGGUACUGCUCAAAGCAGUGCCAGCGUGAUUCCUGGUAUAGUCACCAUAGGUUGAGUUGUACAUUUCUGAAGGCAGUCAUCGGCUCAUCGACACCACACCACGUGAAACGUAGCCUGCGUCUGUUGGCCGCUCUAGAAGUGGACCAUAUGCGGCGCAAGUGGGACAAUAUUCUGAGAUUAGUCUUCGCUGCACAGUGUGAACACCCGAAUGAUCAGGAACGACUCGUGCUCGAGCUCGCUCUUGAUCAGGACGAAGAAUCAGUUCGACCUCUUCGACACUACCUCUUCCUGUUCAAUGGUCUCUCUGAAAAUGAGGUCGAAGACCGCUUAUUGUCAUGGCCGGAUCCAACGGACCAUCUUCAAGGAUUAUUCCUUUGUUCGGUCAUCACGAUAAUUGAUCGAUAUUCGUCCCAGACACGGCAAAUUUUAUUCAGUCCAUGUAUUGCAUUAGAUAUGGAGAUAGAGCCGGAAAAGCUCAACGGUAACUCUGAGGCGGACAUUCAGGCUGUGUGAAUUCCUGUACAUUGUUUGGUGGGUCUAGCUUGCGCUUGUUCCUUGAUCCAUAGAAGCACUGGCCGCCGCCAGGACACUACUCGAUUUUUCCACAUGUUGAAAACUUCUUUAGGCCUACGAUAGUUGGGGUAGGAGCACGUCAUGUAUUGAAAUAGAUAAUUGAACAUCGCAUUCAACCAUCGAUAUA
This is a messenger RNA of Suillus bovinus, 1411 nucleotides long. RefSeq lists its product as uncharacterized. The transcript is spliced from 4 exons. Bases 109 to 1224 code for a protein of 371 amino acids. NCBI's taxonomy places the organism in Eukaryota, Fungi, Basidiomycota, Agaricomycetes, Boletales, Suillaceae. The record is from RefSeq and is a predicted model, not a curated record.